Messenger RNA from Neurospora tetraspora, 1402 nucleotides. RefSeq lists its product as uncharacterized. Lineage: Eukaryota; Fungi; Ascomycota; Sordariomycetes; Sordariales; Sordariaceae. Bases 259 to 1341 code for a protein of 360 amino acids. The record is from RefSeq and is a predicted model, not a curated record. Gene Ontology annotation, molecular function: oxidoreductase activity, acting on the CH-OH group of donors, NAD or NADP as acceptor. The transcript has 2 exons.
UCAAGCAGUUUUGUUGUCGCUAUUGAGGAGCCCUGGUACCUUUGCUGUACCUUGAAACGACCCCCUUCACCCACUGGUCAUUCACUUUAAUACCCAAACCUUCAUCCCGUUGUUGUUUGUUCCCUGAAAAACUCCGCCACCUACACGUCCAAGCACGAAGCACGCACCUUCCUACAAAAGGGCCACCUUCUUGCAACGAAAUCUCCAUCUUGCAACUAUCCAACCUUCAACCUAAUUUCACCAAAACAAAGUAUCAAAAUGGCCGCCGCUACUCGCUCCGUCCGCAUGGCCUCGCGCCUUACCUCCUUCUCCCGCCCUUCGGCUCUUUUUGCCCAGAAGGCCUCGGUCGCCCAGCGCGCCGCCUUCUCGGUUUCCAUUCGCAACCUCAAGUCUGAGGUCGUCAAGGAGACGGAGGUCCCGGUCUCUAUCUACUCUGGCGCCGCCUCCGCCAACGCUGGCGAUCACUUCAGCAUUCCUGUAAAGCCUCGCCAGCAGGUUGAGGAGAGCGAGCCCGAUGAGCACGUGCAGCCCUUGGAGGACAAGGUCUACCGUCAGAUGCCUCGCACUCUUCAGAAGAUGAGCGUCAUGGGCAAGGUCAUCAUCAUCACUGGUGGUGCCCGUGGUCUCGGUAACUACAUGGCUCGCGCUUGCGCUGAGGCUGGCGCCAAGGCCAUUGCUAUCUUUGAUGCCAACCAGGAACUCGGCGACGAGUCUGCUGCUGAGCUUCACCAGAAGACUGGCCUUCCCGUCUCCUUCUUCAAGGUGGAUGUUCGUGAUGGCAGCGCCAUCAACGCUGCCGUUCAGAACGUUGUUGACCUCUAUGGCGCUCCCGACGUCCUGGUUAACUCGGCCGGUAUCGCCGACUCGAACAUUCCUGCCGAGAAGUACGAUGCUGCUAUGUUCCGUCGUCUCAUCGAUAUCAACCUCAACGGCUCUUUCCUGAUGUCCCAGGCCGUUGGCCGCGCCAUGAUGGCCGCUGGCAAGCCCGGCUCCAUCAUCCUCGUUGCCUCGAUGUCCGGCACCAUCGUCAACUACCCCCAGGAACAGUCCUGCUACAACGCCUCCAAGGCUGGUGUCAUCCAGCUCGGCAAGUCUCUCGCUGCCGAGUGGGCCAAGUACAACAUUCGUGUUAACUGCAUUUCCCCCGGUUACAUGGAUACCGCUCUGAACAAGGUCCCUGCCCUCGACGCCCAGAAGAAGAUCUGGAAGUCGCUCACUCCCCAGGAGCGUCUGGGUGCCGUUGACGAUCUCAACGGUCUCUGCGUCUUCCUUGCCUCUGACGCUUCCAGCUUCAUGACCGGCUCCAACGUCAUCAUUGACGGUGGUUACACCCUUUACUAAGCUGAUCGCUUAUGGGAUAUUUGGUUUGGGGGAACACCUUAUAGACGGUUUCUGUUUUUUG